AUGUCCUUAGUUCCUGCUGAGAUUCUUGCCAGAGGUUCCAUGGCCAUCAAAGCUUACAAGAAGGCUUUGGAACAGGGCAUGACACGUGUGAUGAGAGUGCCCAUCAUGAUAAUUGGACAGGAACGAUCAGGAAAGACCAGUUUAAAGAAGUCCUUGAAAGGACAGCUAUUCAGUCCCGAGGAGAAAAGCACUCAUUUAAUAGAGCGAGAUCCUUCGUACUUCAGCGUGACAACAGAGAUGUGGAAAGCAGGGGAGACAGAGACGGAGCCACAUCCAGAUGCUGAUGUUUCUCUUCAUAAUAGAGUAGCGCGCAUCAUAGUGGCAGAUUUGACGGGAGAUAAAAAUGACCUAUCAAACCGUGAACCAAGUUCGAGGAACCUCUUGACUUCAAAACGGGGUGCAGCAGAAAAUUUGAAAGUUCAAGAAAAUGCUCCUGUGAUAGUGAAAGAAAAGGGAGGCGAUGAUAUCCAACAGCACUCAGAAAAGACUGCAUCACAGACUGCACGUUUGGUAUCAAAAAUUUAUGUGGAAGAAAACGAUGAAGAGGUUAUUCCUCAAGAAGUGCCACACGCAACAGCUGAAUAUGUCGAAAAAUUUCUUAAAGAAUCUAAGGAAACAAGUGAGGAAAAGGUUUAUUCCACUAUAUGGGAUUUUGGUGGACAAUCAGUCUACUAUGCUACCCACCCAAUAUUUCUCACUGACAAAGCAAUUUACCUCCUGGUGUACGAUCUUAGUAAGAAGUUACAGGAAAGAGCUACACCCCCAGAGAUGGAAGGCGUUUUUGAGAGGAAAGUAGACCUUCACUGCUCGAAGACCAAUGAAGAUUAUCUGCACUUUUGGUUGUCAUCAGUCUCCUCUUUAGCAAGUCAGCACACGGAUGAUUCAAUCAAUUUACUGUCAGGAAAGCUUCCGAAAAGGUCACCCCCGGUUAUUUUAGUGUGCACACACGCAGAUAAAUGUCAGGAAGAUGCAAAAGAUCGAGCACGCAAAAUAUAUGGCACUCUUCGAUCUGAGGCAAAGCCCUAUGGCAAACACUUGUGCAAAACGUACUUUGUUGUGGACAACACGACUUCAGGAAGAGGAGACGAGUGCCCAGAUGUCCAUCGUUUGAGGAAGGAAAUACUUGCAGUUACUGAACAACUCCCACAGCUGAGGCAAUUAAUUCCAAUAAAGUGGUUACGAUUCGAAGACGUACUUUUAAAGAACAAGAAAGAAAACGGGGAGCCGUUCAUCUCCCUUGAAGAGGCAAGAAUGGUAGCACUUGAAUGUGGAAUCGAAGAUGACGAGCAAUUUGUCACCUUGCUAAACUUUUUACACGAUCAGAGAAUUCUGAUACACUUUGAUGACACGCCAGAGUUGAUGAAUAUGGUGAUUUUAGACCCGCAAUGGCUGAUUGAUCUGUUUCGGAAGGUAAUAACCGUCAAACCUUAUGAUCCUACGGCUGAUGAGCGUUACUUGGAAGAAAUGUGGACAAAACUUGAGACUGAUGGAAUCCUGGAUGAUAAACUCCUCCAGAUUGUGUGGAGUCCCUUGCUUAAAAAGGAAACCACACAAAACCUCAUUGCCGUCAUGGAGAAGUUUAGCCUGGUGUGCAGUUUGCCGUCAGUGGACAACCAGAAGCAAUUUCUGGUACCAUCCAUGUUGAUGUCCCAUCCAGAUGAAGUUGCCAACAAGCUCCUCCGCGAAGCCUUCAUCCCCCCUCUUUUCAUACGAUUUAACCAACCACAUCCUCUGAGACACCCAGGCGAUGAUGCUGACUGUGAACAUCUUCAAGUGCCUCUUGGAUUGUUCCCAAGACUUAUAGUAAAGUUCCUUCAGUGGAGCAUCAAGAAUGAGAUCAGACCAUUGUACCAGGAUAUGUACCAGAACUUCGCCCGAUUUCCCAUCCUUUCGAAGGGUUAUUCAGUAAUCUUGCACUGCCGUUCCUCUUGUAUCGAGGUCGUAGUUCACAGAGAUCCAGAUAUUGCAAGCGACACGACCAUCGCCUACAAGGUAAGACGCCUGCUUGACUCGAUACUUCAAAGCAUACGCGAAGAAUGUUUUUGGCUGAAAACUAUGGAAUACGAAUUCAGUGUCAGCUGCCCAGUUUGUUGUAAUCAGCGUUCAGUUCUCUACUGCAAAAAACAUCAAAGACGCUGUUGUGAGAAGGAAGACUGUCUUCACUUCUGGCCAGAACAUGCGUUGUUAAAGGAACAACUUUGCACAAGGAGUACCUUUGCUACAAGUACAGUGGUUCCAAUGAAGCAAGUUUCAUAUUGGUUUGAAUUCCCAGGGAUACAGGUAACCUUAGGACCUAAAAAUGACACUUACAUCAUUUAUAACUCUUAGUAAAUCACGAGUUUGCUAGAUGCUAAGAUAUAUUUUGUUCUUAAAAGAAUACUUUGUUUACUAGUGGAUCCCUAUAAGAAACAAUUAGUCUUUUCACCGACUACAAUGUGGUAGACCUGUCGGGACUAAAAUUGUUGCGCCGAAAAUUUCUGUGGACAUUAAGUAAGGGACUUAGAUUGGGCUAGUUUUCAUGCAAAUUUUGCAGGCGUAGAAUCUAUUCUUGAUUACUCUCUACAACGCAUUAAUCGAAUCUAUUUUCUUUUCUUCUUCGGGCCGUUGAUUUAGGAAAAGCUGACUUAGCUUUCUCCUAAAACAACCUGCUGAAUGACCGUAUGGAGGACAUUCUCCUCCUGGCUAGAAUACUUUUCUGUAAGUUCAUUGCGUUCUUAGUUGGUUUGUGUCAGUAUGUUCCUAGGUUAUUCCAGAAAUCUCCCAGUAAUUCUUAAAUCACUUCCUUUUGCUCGCAGGUGAAGGAUAUCGAUGAAUUUGUGCGUUCUUUUGGAGGUAACUAUCUCUGUUCUAGUUUUAAAAAUAUUGUUUAACAUCAUGCGAGGUUCAUGGCUGCUAACCGGCUCUUUAUUUCUUUCCUCAUAAUGUCUUGAAUGCCGGGGUAUGUUGUCAAAUUGUUUUCCAAAAUGAAAGCUACUGUUUACCCCCAACUUUGCAGAAGUUACCACCAGGAGAAAUAAUAACCUCACCGCAACUGAUAUGAGACACAGAUUUAAUCACCUUCAUGGAAACAAUAUGGUGAAGGUGGAUUCGGAGAACUGUGUGCUCCUCUUUUAGUUUGAAAAGUGCUCGCUGCUUCCCUGAUUGCUCAAUGUUAUAGUAAAUUCAAUGCAUAAAAAUCUUUUACAUAAUCAUAUUAUAGAUUCUCUUGUGAAGGAAAAUAUUGUAGCGAACGUCCACAUUAUGGAUGAGCUUGCUCGCAGCUUGGAUCAACCAAUCUACCACGGGGAGCAAGAGCCGCCAAUUGUCCAGCACUGGGUGCAUCUCGCUGCAGAAUUCUGUGUGCCGGAAGACGUUGUAACGAAGUGCCAGACUAAUCCUCAGAGUAGUCCUAGCAAACACAUGUUUGAGUUCCUGGAAGCACGCAACCCUAACUACUCAGUCAAAGACCUUAAGGAAGGACUCAGCGUCAUCUCAAGAAAUGAUCUGGUCAAGAAAGUGGAGCUAUGUGGUCUAACAGGUAAUUUUUGCAAUUGUUUAGGUUUAAACCUUUCUCUGCGAUUCCACUAUGAUUUUAUAGCUGACAAAAUAACACGUUUAACGUUGCGUCGAGCGAAACCGCUUGUUAUUAUUGCGAAGUCCAUUGCUUUGAAAAUAGCACAUUUCAAAAACAAAGAGGACAUGUUCAGCUGUUACUUAGCAGGCAGCCAAGUGACUACAGUGGCUUUGCUGACUUGCCAAGGAGUCUAAUGACAGAUAUCUCAAGAAGGUGCAAAAGAAGGCACUUUCAAUCAUUUGGCCUGGUCUCUCUUAAGACAAACCACUUGAUAAAUCAACAUCAUGCACUCUUUCCGAUCGUCGGGCUCUGUCAUGCAGGAACUUCAUAGGAAAUGUCCAUUCCCCCAGAAAAUCCAUUUUAUUUACUUAUACGCUUCGCGCGUGGGCCAUAAAUCGAUGGGAAAAAAAAACUUCGGUCCGUAAUUUACAGUACGAACCGAAACCUCGGCCAAUAAGAGGUAUGUAUUUGCAUAAAUUAUUGACGCCCGAUUAUCACAACCAUGAAAAAAAUAACUGCAAAGAGAAUUCAGUAGAACCCCGGUAAGUAGAACUCUGAAGGGAAACGAAAAACAGUUCAAGUUAGCGAGGAAUUCGAGUUAUCGGGGUAAAUUUCAAUACAAUUUUGAUCAAGGGAAAGAAAAUUUAGUUCGAGUUAGCGGGGAAUUGGUCCGAGUUAUUCUAGUUCGAGUUAUCGAGGUUCUAGUGUAUUUCGUUCAGAAUAGGUCUCACAUAUGAAUCUAAACUAUGCUUUUAGUUUUAGGUCUCAGUUAUAAUGCCGUGCCUACAUGAAGACGUUGGAAAAAAUUAUUCAGUUUAUCUGCUACGUUUCUAAAAACUAACAAACGCCUUGUCCCUGCAGACACUUCAUCAUUACGAGUCUUCCGUCAAAAACAUCAUUCCACUUUUGAGACCAUUUGUCUACAGUUGGACCGUUGCAAUAACUGGAAAGCUUUAGGGCGGAACAUCAAUAUUCCAGAUGAAACACUGCAGCAAAUCGCCACUUCCACCAGCUGUACGAAGACAGUCCUUGAGAUCAUCGAAAACAGAAAGCCCCAUGUGACUGUGAAGGAGAUGCAAGAUGUUUUGAAAGGAAUGCAGAGAGAAGAUGUGUGCAAUGUGUUGGACAAAUAUCUACCAGGUGCUAAUUUUUCUUAAAGUUUCCGAAUAAGUUUUGGUCAUUUUCUUAGUAAGUUUAAGUGUAGAAUAACAUUGUAUCGUGAAUUACACAAAGGUUUUUCUUAGACAUCACAAACAUUUUUGCCAAGAAUGGCCAAUGCAAAUGCUGCAAAAAGAUGCAACUGUAAAAGAAUAUUUAUAUCUCUGUUUUUGUGCAAGCAGACAUUUUUUUCGUCAGAGUUGUAAAUGAUUAAAAUAACUCGUUUUGCAUCAUGAUAUCACUGAUAUGCUCAUGUAAGGAUUCCUUAAUAAGCUAUUUAAUUAGCAGUUUCCUUUAAAGCCUGCAAAAUCCUUUGGUGACGUCACAAGACGUAACCCAUAGUAACCUAUUCGAUACCUGAUACCUGGGAUUGCUCUCUUCACAUUAUAUUGACUCCGCUGAGGUCUGUUAAAAAUAAAAUUACCUUGUUUCCAAGUCCUGCUUUAUCUCAGGGCAGGCCCUAUUUUCGUUCCCCCUGGUAAAGAAAAUUCCGACGGACAAGGCGAAACGAAUUUAAAGGGGCACCUUCAACCAGUAUGCAUUGCGGUAGUGCACUUCACCGAAAUCAUUUGCUGUAAUACAGAAAUUACGAACGUUCUGAUUGUGUUUGAAAAUCAGAAUGUAUCUUUACAACUUAAGGCAAUAGCGGGCUGUGAUAUCCUUCUUUAAAGAAACAUAGAUACAAUCCUGUUAUCAAACACAGAAAUCACGCUCGUGAUUUCUGUAUUACAGCAAAUGAUUUCGGUGAAAAGCACGACCGAAAUGUACAGUGGUUGAACGUGCCCCUUAAACGCGACCACUUAAGAGAGAAUGAAAUGGAAACUGCUAAACAGUUGGCGUAGAACUCACACUAUAAUUAUUUUUGUUUUUGAUAACACAAUUUUCAAGUUUCCCAUUUGCAUUUUUCUUAAACUUGUUGGCUGCUAAUCUUCUUAUUUCCCCUCAUUUCUUUUUCUUCUUAUUUAUAGAGGGUGGCACAAUCAAAACUCUCCGAAAUAAUCUCGAUUGUUUAGAAGAACUAACCACCUUGUUGGAUAGUGAAACACCAGGAAUGAAAAACUGGCUGCAUUUUGCUUGCAAGCUUGGCGUUCCCAAAGAAGACUGUGACAAUUUAAAGCCAAAAGGAAACCCAAGUCCAACCAGAGCUUUAAUGGAACACAUCGUUCAAGUUGAUCCAGCCCUCACAGUCAAGAGGUUUAUCAAAGCACUGGUGAAGAUGCAACGCAUAGAUGUCGUGAAUGCUUUGAGCAAAUUAUUUCUGGGUAAUUCACUUAAUUAUAAUUACCAAAGGUUGUCGGCAUGUGUUAGCUGAAGUAUUAUUAUUCGUUAUCUUCAAAAUGUUUGGUGAGGUUAUCUUUGAGUAGAAAACUGAACAUUUCCUCUAAUUUAAUCUGACUCGUUUCCUCGCAGGUACGGGCCGUGAAGUGGGCAGAAUUCCUUUGUUGUAAUAGAUUUUACACGCACCUAUUUUUUCUAAUGGUCAUUAAAUAUGACGUUUGUUGCGAUCCUAGCGUGCUGAAGAUCGUAAAUUAACUUGAAAGUCGCGUAUUUCACACUUCUUUCUACCGGUUUUACCCUGUGUUUUUAUUGUUGUUGUUGUCUUGAUUUGUUUGAUGUGUUUGAUUAUUGUUUUGUAUUGUUUUUAAAGAUCAUUAUACAACUUAUCAAGAUUCCAAUGGAAAAGACAUCAGCAUCGACUAAGAAGGUCUGUAACUAGAGACCAUAGCGUGAAGCCUUUCCACUGUUUCCUGAAAGAAACACCUGAAGGUUAUUCACUAGGUUUCGUUGUAUUUGGUAGAUUCAGAAACCACAAAAACUUUUAAAUUUGCGACUACUUCAUGCCCCCUUUAUGAUGAUAUAUUGGGAGGCAGCGUGAUCGACCCACGCCAACUCGCUGGACCUGCAAUUGCACUCGCAAUCCGGCUCUUCAGGGUUCGAGUCCCGCUUAGACCACUUUUUGGAUUUGGUCUUAGUCGUUCCGAGUUCAAAUCCUCAUCUACGCUUGUAAAUAACCGACUGUUUUCCUUCUGGCAGUUGAGGUUUUUCAUCCUUUAUGUGCUAUUUGGAUGAUUUGUUUUUAAUUAUUUAAGUGG
Porites lobata is the source of this 6804-nucleotide messenger RNA. Lineage: Eukaryota; Metazoa; Cnidaria; Anthozoa; Scleractinia; Poritidae. The record is from the annotation of a GenBank genome assembly.